Molecule: messenger RNA, 1293 nt
Organism: Molossus molossus (Pallas's mastiff bat)
Lineage: Eukaryota; Metazoa; Chordata; Mammalia; Chiroptera; Molossidae
Gene: THAP7
Product: THAP domain containing 7
Exons: 4
Coding region: 55-1152 (365 amino acids)
Biological process (GO): regulation of DNA-templated transcription
Cellular component (GO): nucleus
Source: RefSeq, a predicted model, not a curated record
CGUCGCUAGCCACACCUCGCGAGACUCCGCGGCUCAGCAAUGGCGAGACCAUGAAUGCCGCCGACGGAAGUCAGGAGAAGAGGCUGGGACGGGGUUCGGGCGAGAUCAAGCUGUGGGAGAUUCGGCAGGACAGGGCCGCCUGAAGGGAAGCGGCGGCUGGGGGCUCGAUGCCUCUACGGGCCCAGACAGCCAUCCGCGACCAAGCUCCCGCCUCUUCCCCAGAUGCCGCGUCACUGCUCCGCCGCCGGCUGCUCUACACGGGAUACGCGCGAGACGCGCAAUCGCGGCAUCUCCUUCCACAGACUUCCCAAAAAGGACAACCCAAGGCGAGGCUUGUGGCUGGCCAACUGCCAGAGGCUGGACCCCAGCGGCCAGGGCCUAUGGGACCCAGCAUCCGAGUACAUCUACUUCUGCUCCAAACACUUUGAGGAAAACUGCUUUGAGCUGGUGGGAAUCAGUGGGUACCACAGGCUAAAGGAGGGAGCAGUUCCCACGAUAUUUGAGUCUUUCUCCAAGUUGCGCCGGACAACCAAGACCAAGGGGCACAGUUACCCACAUGGUCCCCCUGAUGUCAGUCGGCUACGGCGAUGCAGGAAGCGCUGCUCUGAAGGCCGAGGGCCCACAACUCCUUUUUCACUGCCUCCACCUGCUGAGGUCACCUGCUUUCCUGUGGAAGAGGCCUCUGCACCUGCUGCUUUACCUGCCUCCCCCACUGGGAGGCUGGAGCCUGGCCUUAGCAACCCCUUCUCAGACCUCCUGGGGCCUCUGGGUGCCCAAGCGGAUGAAGCAGGCUGCAGUGCCCAGCCUUCACCAGAGCGGCAGCCAUCCCCUCUUGAGCCACGGCCUGUCUCACCCUCAGCCUACAUGCUGCGCCUCCCACCACCUGCUGGAGCCUACAUCCAGAAUGAGCACAGCUACCAGGUGGGCAGUGCCCUGCUCUGGAAGCGUCGGGCUGAGGCUGCACUUGAUGCCCUGGACAAGGCCCAGCGCCAGCUGCAGGCCUGCAAGCGGCGGGAGCAGCGGCUGCGGCUGCGGCUGACUAAGCUACAGCAGGAGAGGGCGCGAGAGAAGCGGGCACAGGCAGAUGCCCGCCAGACUCUAAAGGAGCAUGUGCAGGACUUUGCCAUGCAGCUGAGCAGCAGCAUGACCUGAAUGAGGGGCCACUGGAUCCAAAGCUGUCUGAGGGGCUGCCCUCCAGGGCUCCAGCCUCUUCGUCAGAAUCCAACUGGAAAGGAACCUGAUCUGGGCUGCAUCCACCAGACCUACUAGAUGCCAUAAUAAAGUGGAUUCUAG